AUGGGCGAGGCCGGUGGCGCGGAGGACGAUUGCCGGCCCAUGGGAACUAAAGAAGAAUUUGUUAAAGUCAGAAAGAAGGACCUGGAACGGCUGACAACUGAAGUGAUGCAAAUUCGGGACUUCUUACCGAGAAUACUAAAUGGGGAAGUUCUGGAAAGCUUCCAGAAAUUAAAGAUUGUAGAAAAAAACCUGGAAAGGAAAGAGCAAGAAUUAGAGCAUCUGAAAAUGGAUUGUGAACACUUUAAAUCCCGUCUGGAAACCGUGCAGGCUGACAGCAUGAGAGAGAAGAAGGAGAAACUCAUUCUUAGACAGCAGCUGAAUGAAGCGAAGCAGCAACUCCUACAGCAGGCAGAGUAUUGUACAGAAAUGGGAGCAGCAGCGUGUACCCUCUUGUGGGGUGUGUCCAGCAGCGAGGAAGUUGUCAAAGCCAUUUUGGAAGGAGAUAAAGCUUUGAAGUUUUUCAACAUCACUGGUCAGACAAUGGAGAGUUUUGUGAAGUCACUGGAUGGUGAUGUUAAGGAGCUCAACUCAGAUGAAAAUCAGUUUGUUUUUGCUUUGGCUGGAAUUGUAACAAAUGUUGCUGCCAUUGCAUGUGGUCGUGAAUUCCUGGUUAACUCCAGUCGAGUGCUCUUGGAUACCAUAUUGCAGCUCUUGGGAGACUUGAAGCCAGGACAGUGCACCAAACUCAAAGUGCUCAUGCUGAUGUCCCUGUACAACGUGAGCAUCAAUUUGAAAGGCUUGAAAUACAUCAGUGAGAGUCCAGGAUUCAUCCCUUUGCUGUGGUGGCUUUUGAGUGACCCAGACGCGGAAGUGUGUCUUCAUGUACUACGGCUUGUGCAAUCUGUGGUUCUGGAACCAGAAAUCUUCUCCAAGUCGGCUUCCGAGUUCCGGAGCUCCCUGCCCCUGCAGCGCAUCCUGGCGAUGUCCAAGAGCCGCAACCCUCACCUGCAGACUGCGGCCCAGGAGCUCCUGGAAGAUCUUCAUGCUCUAGAACGUAAUGUGUAGGUGUGCUCAGCCACCGAGGAGUUUGGUGAAAAUGCCAGUGUCCCUUCCCCUCCCCAGGCUCCUCAUUUUGUAUUCCAAAACCAUCACUGUGUGCCAUAUGUUAGAGAUGGCAAAAUGUGAUUGACUAGAGAUGGACAUAAAUUUAUAUGUAUCCCACAUAACUUCCUCCUGGAAGUGAAAGUACUUGUGGGUGGUUUGUUAAUCUUGCCAAAGGGGAGGCCGUAUAAAAAUUCCAUCCUUCUGGAAAGGUCCAGGUAUAUACUACCAGGAAGAGGAAGAGAGCUUCCUUAGAGUAGCUCCUCACUGCUCGGCAGACUGUCCACGACCUGUAGGCUCACCUGUAAAAAUGAGAGAUUAAUUAACCAUCUACCCCAUUGGCCAGAAUUUUUCUGAGAUAUAUUUAAAAAAAAAAACACAUUCUUUCUCUAGUAAUUAUAAUUAAUCCCUCCAAAAUGCAAGUUUACCCUCAUCACCUUUUGAUGAACCUGCUAUUUCAGAUGACAUUGGGCAUUUUAGUUCUAUAUUUUUGUGCCUCUUUUAUUUUUGAAUAAAGAAAAUAAGAAGAGUUG
Messenger RNA from Otolemur garnettii (small-eared galago), 1574 nucleotides. RefSeq names its product heat shock transcription factor 2 binding protein (gene HSF2BP). The transcript has 8 exons. Lineage: Eukaryota; Metazoa; Chordata; Mammalia; Primates; Galagidae. Gene Ontology annotation, cellular component: cytosol. Bases 1 to 1005 code for a protein of 334 amino acids. The record is from RefSeq and is a predicted model, not a curated record.